This is a messenger RNA of Pelmatolapia mariae (spotted tilapia), 12075 nucleotides long. RefSeq names its product calcium channel, voltage-dependent, N type, alpha 1B subunit, b (gene cacna1bb). The coding region runs from base 497 to 7672 and encodes 2391 amino acids. Gene Ontology annotation, molecular function: high voltage-gated calcium channel activity. Gene Ontology annotation, cellular component: voltage-gated calcium channel complex; neuronal cell body; membrane. Gene Ontology annotation, biological process: calcium ion import across plasma membrane; chemical synaptic transmission. The transcript has 49 exons. NCBI's taxonomy places the organism in Eukaryota, Metazoa, Chordata, Actinopteri, Cichliformes, Cichlidae. The record is from RefSeq and is a predicted model, not a curated record.
AGGACUAAUACUCCUGCUGGAUUUGCUUGUUUUAUUGUUGCUGUCGGCUGGGGAAAAGCCGCAAAAACGGAUUUUCUUUUUCCACCUGGUAUUUUUUUUUUUUGACCGCCUGACAUUUCAACUGGUGUUUGGAGACGAUGCUGACAGGAUUUGAGACUGAGACAGGAUGUUCUGAUCUUAUUUCAGCCUGAUUUUUCUCCACUUUGAGCUGUAAUGGAUGCAACAGCCUCAACGGAGUGAUUUACAUCGGAAGUGCUUUGCGGCUCGAAAACUUUAACAUUUUAAAUUUCGCCGAAGAUGAAUGAAUGGAAAGGAUCAAGAGAGCGUGGUUUUCAGUGAGGCCACCUUUUAUCUGUUAUUUCCCAAACGCGGCGCUUUCUCCUCACACUAACGCUGAGCAGUGGUUUGUAUGAAGCGUGUUUGUUGUGAUGCUUCUCCCCUCCAUUUCCACUGACACCACUUUGGAUUUCCCCUUUUGGAUCUGUGCGUUUCCAGAAUGGCUCGCUUCGCAGAAGAUCUACCCACCCGCUAUGGAGGAAGCGCAGGCGGCGGAGGGAGAGGUGGACCGGGCGCUGGGAGAGGAGGCGCCCGGGGUGGUGGCGCUCCCGGUGGGCAGAGGAUGUACAAGCAGUCGAUGGCCCAGAGAGCCCGGACGAUGGCCAUCUACAACCCGAACCCUGUCAAACAAAACUGCUUCACCGUCAACCGCUCCCUCUUCAUCUUCCGCGAGGACAACCUCAUCAGGAAGUAUGCAAAGCGAAUAACAGAGUGGCCUCCAUUUGAGUACAUGAUCCUGGCCACAAUUAUCGCCAACUGCAUCGUCUUGGCCCUGGAGCAGCAUCUACCCGCCGGUGACAAGACGCCCAUGUCAGAGCGCCUGGACGACACAGAGCCCUACUUUAUUGGAAUAUUCUGUUUUGAGGCCGCCAUUAAGAUCAUCGCCCUGGGCUUCGCAUUUCACAAAGGCUCCUACCUCCGCAAUGGCUGGAAUGUAAUGGACUUCGUGGUCGUCCUCACGGGAAUCUUGGCCACGGUGGGUUCAGACUUUGACCUGAGAACACUACGAGCGGUGAGAGUCCUGAGACCCCUGAAGCUGGUGUCAGGAAUCCCCAGCCUCCAGGUGGUGUUGAAGUCUAUAAUGAAAGCCAUGGUUCCACUUCUUCAGAUUGGCUUGCUGCUCUUCUUCGCCAUUGUUAUGUUUGCCAUCAUUGGGGUGGAGUUUUACAUGGGCAAAUUCCACACCACCUGCUUCAAGAACGGCACUGAUGAGAGAACAGCUGACUGGCCUUGUGGUAAUGAGCCCCCAGCGAGGACCUGUCCCAGUGGGAGCGAGUGUAAAGUGUACUGGACCGGACCCAACUUUGGUAUUACCAACUUCGACAACAUCCUUUUCGCAGUGCUUACCGUCUUCCAGUGUAUUACCAUGGAGGGCUGGGUGGACAUCCUUUACAGCACCAAUGACGUCGCAGGAAACACUUGGAACUGGCUUUACUUCAUCCCUCUCAUAAUCAUCGGCUCCUUCUUCAUGCUUAACCUGGUGCUUGGUGUUCUUUCUGGAGAAUUUGCCAAAGAGCGAGAGCGUGUGGAGAAGAGACAGGAGUUUCUAAAGCUUCGCAGGCAACAGCAGAUUGAGAGAGAGCUCACCGGAUACUUGGAAUGGAUCUGCAAAGCAGAGGAGGUGUUGCUGGAGGAGGAGGAUGAGAUUGCAGAGGAGAAGUCCCCACUGGACGGUGCGUGGUACAAGAGGAAACAAAACCUUCCAGUCCUGAAGCGAGGCAAAGUGAAGAAGGGUAAAAACGACCUGAUCAGCGCUGAGGAGGGGGAGGAUCCUUUCGCAGACAUCUCCUCUGUUGCUCCUCCUGGCUCUCCGUUUGGUCGGGCCAGUGUGAAAAGCAGCGGUAAGAUGGACAGCUCAUCUUACUUCCGGCGUAAAGAGAAGAGGAUCCGCUUCUUCAUCCGCCGCAUGGUGAAGGCUCAGAGUUUCUACUGGAUCGUCCUGUGUGUGGUUGGCCUCAACACACUCUGCGUGGCCAUAGUCCACUAUGACCAACCCGAGUGGCUUACAAGAGCUCUCUACACUGCAGAGUUUGUGUUUCUGGGUUUGUUUCUGACUGAGAUGACUUUGAAGAUGUACGGCCUCGGAGUAAGGAAUUAUUUCCACUCCUCCUUUAACUGCUUUGAUUUUGGGGUGAUUGUUGGCAGCAUUUUUGAGGUGAUCUGGGACAUGAUUAAACCAGGAGCAUCGUUUGGUAUCAGUGUGCUGAGAGCUCUGAGACUGCUUAGGAUUUUCAAAGUCACCAAAUACUGGAACUCUUUAAGGAACCUUGUUGUUUCCCUCCUGAACUCAAUGAAGUCCAUCAUCAGCUUGCUCUUCCUCCUUUUCCUCUUCAUUGUGGUCUUUGCCUUGCUGGGGAUGCAGCUCUUCGGAGGACAGUUUAACUUUGAAGAUGAAACCCCAACAACAAACUUUGAUACCUUCCCAGCAGCCAUCCUCACGGUGUUCCAGAUUCUGACUGGCGAGGACUGGAACGCAGUGAUGUACCACGGGAUUGAGUCUCAAGGAGGCGUUCGCGGCGGCAUGUUCUCCUCCAUCUACUUCAUCGUCCUCACACUCUUUGGAAACUACACCCUCCUGAAUGUCUUCUUGGCUAUCGCCGUCGAUAACCUUGCAAAUGCACAAGAGCUGACGAAGGAUGAAGAGGAGCAGGAGGAGGCAGCCAAUAAGAAGCUUGCUCUGCAGAAAGCUUUGGAAGUGAAAGAAGUCAGCCCGAUGUCAGCAGCCAACAUUUCGAUCGCUGCUUUUGUAAAGCAAAAUCGAGAUGCACUCUCUCGCAGGUCGUCCAUCAGCAGCAUUCAGUCACCCAAAGAGCAGCAGCGUUCAGCGAAGGCUAUGUCAGUGUGGGAGCAGAGGACUAACCAGCUUAGGAGACAUAACAUAAAAGCGAGCAGCGAGGCCCUGUACAACGAGCUCGACCCCGAUGACCGCCUAUUGAUGUCCAGCGCCCUUCAUCUGCACCCCGACAUGAAGACUCACCUGGACAGGCCCCUUAGGGUGGAGUCCAAGAAUGGAGACAAAUCCAGCAGGGCCCCCGAGGGAGGGUGGGAGGAGGCAGGGGAUCUCCGGCAGGAUGACAGCUUUCACACACACUCCAGGAAGCAUCACCGCCACCACGACAGUAGCGGGGAGAGCAGAGAUGAAGGAGAUGUCCGGGGAGGGAGGCACCACACCCAUCACAGCAGGAGUAGAGAUCGCAAUGCUGAUGGUCCACAGACAAAAGAGAGGAGAGGGGAGAUGAGCCACAACCGCAAUGGAGGGCAGGGGCACAGGCACCACCACCACCAGGCCGGCUCCCCUGAGGAGGAAAAUAAUGACCUGCGGGGAGGAGGAGGAGAUAAUAAGGGGCAUCACCACCAUCACUCACAUCGUCCACCUAAAGAGGGGAAUGGGAUGUUGGCAAAUGGUGCACAGUCAGAGCAAAGGGGUAGAGGGGGAGGUGGAGGAGAUAGUAAUGGAGAGAGGAAGGACCGAUGCUCUCGUACGGGCAGAGCUCAGACAGCUCUGGGUGGAGAUGACUCUAAGAGGAACAAGAACGGAAACAGAGGUUACAGGGAGAUGGAGCCAGAUGCUGAGGAGGAGAGCUUUACCUGCAGUCCUCAGCAGCCUACAGAGGAUGCUGACAACCAGAAGAACUCCACUAGGGCCAGCCAGGCUGGCCUCAACAGCAAUGCUAUCCACAUUCCUGUCACCAUCACUGCCCCGCCUGGAGAAACCACCAUCAUACCCAUGAACAACAUCGACUGUGACAACCUCCAGCUCAGUGAGGAGAAGAAAGAUCUAGAAGAGGACGAGGCAGCUAAUGGGCCUCGGCAGAUCCUUCCCUACAGCUCAAUGUUCAUCUUUGGCCAAACAAACCCGGUGCGACGGCUGUGUCACUAUGUGGUCAACCUACGCUACUUUGAAAUGUGCAUCCUGACGGUCAUUACCAUGAGCAGCAUUGCCCUGGCAGCUGAGGACCCCGUGCAAGCCAAUGCGACGCGCAACGAUGUUCUCAAGUACCUGGAUUAUGUCUUCACUGGAGUCUUCACUUUUGAGAUGGUGAUUAAGAUGAUUGACCUGGGACUACUUCUCCACCCUGGCUCUUAUUUCCGUGACCUGUGGAAUAUUCUGGACUUCAUCGUGGUCAGCGGAGCUCUGGUGGCCUUUGCCUGCUCAUCGCAACAAAGCGUGGCCAGAGGGACAAAAGGCAAGGACAUCAACACUAUCAAGUCCCUGAGGGUCCUCCGGGUCCUGCGGCCACUCAAGACCAUUAAACGGCUGCCCAAACUGAAGGCUGUAUUCGACUGCGUUGUAAACUCUCUGAAGAACGUCCUCAACAUCCUCAUCGUCUACAUCCUCUUCAUGUUCAUCUUCGCUGUGAUUGCUGUUCAGCUCUUUAAGGGGAAAUUUUUCUACUGCAGUGACGAGUCCAAGACCCUGGAGAAAGACUGCAGGGGUCAGUUUUUGGACUACGACAGGGAUGAAGUAACGGCGAAGCCCAGAGUGUGGAAGAAGUAUGAGUUUCACUAUGAUAACGUGCUGUGGGCUUUUCUAACACUCUUCACCGUCUCCACCGGAGAGGGCUGGCCAGUUGUCCUGAAGCAUUCUGUGGAUGCCACAUAUGAGGACCAGGGCCCCAGUCCAGGCUUUCGCAUGGAGACAUCUAUCUUUUAUGUGGUCUACUUUGUGGUGUUUCCUUUCUUCUUUGUCAACAUAUUCGUAGCUUUGAUCAUCAUAACUUUUCAGGAGCAGGGAGACAAGGCCAUGUCAGAAUGUACAUUGGAAAAGAAUGAGAGGGCUUGUAUUGACUUUGCCAUCAAUGCCAAGCCGCUGACGAGAUACAUGCCAGAGAACAAGCAGUCCUUCCAGUACAAAAUGUGGAAAUUUGUGGUGUCGUCUCCUUUUGAGUAUGCCAUCAUGACUUUGAUCGCCCUCAACACCGUCGUGCUGAUGAUGAAGUUCUAUGGCGCUCCAGAUGUGUACGAGUCCAUGCUGAAAUACUUAAACAUCGUCUUCACGGGCCUCUUCACACUCGAGUGCAUACUCAAAAUUAUUGCCUUCAAUCCACUGAACUACCUGAAAGAGCCCUGGAAUGUGUUUGACUUUGUGACUGUGAUUGGAAGCAUUACAGACAUUUUGUGCACAGAGAUAAAUAAAGAAAAAAUCAACCUGAGUUUCCUGAGGCUGUUCAGAGCAGCUCGUCUCAUCAAGCUUCUGCGACAAGGCUACACUAUUCGCAUCCUGCUGUGGACCUUCGUUCAGUCAUUCAAGGCCCUGCCAUAUGUCUGCCUACUCAUUGCCAUGCUGUUCUUUAUCUACGCCAUCAUAGGAAUGCAGGUGUUUGGUAACAUUGAGCUGAUUGAGGAGAACGCCAUAAACCACCACAACAACUUCCAGACCUUUUUCCAGGCCUUGACCCUUCUCUUCAGGAGCGCAACAGGCGAGGCGUGGCAUGAGAUCAUGCUAGCAUGCCUCAGUAACCGGCCGUGCGAUAAGCUCUCAGGAACUGCAGGAGACGAGUGUGGCAGUGACUUUGCCUAUUUCUACUUUGUCUCCUUCAUCUUCCUCUGCUCCUUUCUGAUGUUGAACCUCUUUGUUGCGGUCAUCAUGGACAAUUUUGAGUACCUGACCAGGGACGCCUCCAUCCUGGGGCCUCAUCACCUUGAUGAAUUCAUACGUGUGUGGGCAGAGUAUGACCCUGCUGCCUGCGGGAGAAUAUGCUAUCGGGAUAUGUACAAAUUGUUGCAUUUUAUCUCGCCUCCUCUGGGCCUGGGGAAGAAGUGCCCCAGCAGGGUGGCUUAUAAGCGAUUGGUGAAGAUGAACAUGCCAAUUGCGGAUGACAACACAGUGCAUUUCACCUCCACCCUGAUGGCCUUGAUUCGCACAGCCCUGGAGAUCAAGCUGGCAUCUGGCAUGCUGGCACAGCGUUUGUGCGAUGCUGACCUGAAGAGGGAAAUAAACCGAGUGUGGCCCAGCUUGUCACAGAAGACCAUGGACCUGCUGGUGACACCGCAUAAAUAUAACGAGCUGACUGUGGGGAAAGUCUAUGCGGCUCUAAUGAUCUACGACUUCUAUAAGCAGAAUCGUGCCAAGAGACUCCAGCAGCAGAAUUCUUCAGAUGGACCUCAGAGUAAAUUGGGGUCCUUGUUCCGUCCUGUACUGCCAUUCACUCACAUACAGGAAAUAGAACCACCGUUCUCCAGGCCCAAACAAGUCCUCUCACCUGAGCCUGAAAAGAAACCAGAGGCCUCGACAGCUACCACCACCACCACCAACACCUUGAUUAACAAGGACACAAUACUCAACCAGAGGACUGCCAUAAAACAUUCCCAGUCUGGAGAUGUUUCUCAGGCUUCACAGAGGCCCAAAAGUCGAAGAAAGCUGCAGAGAGGCCAGUCGGAGGAUGUGCAAAAUUUAACAAGACCUCAGGAACAGGUUGAACUGAAGCAGGUGGAGAACACUUCAGAUGCAGAGGCAUAUCCCAGCCUGGAAGGUCACUGCAGAGCAGCCUCUCUUCCCCGACUAAAUGCUGAAUACUACCGGAGCCACCCUCGCCACGCCCCUGGGACCCACCUGGCACCGAUUGUGGACCUCAGUCCUAUAAAACGCUCAGCAUCCUCGCUGACACCACAGCACAAUUACCAGGACGUCGGGCUGAAGGACUAUGAUCUGGAACGCCCCAGUCAGGCUCAGUCCUCUGCAGGGAUGGGCCAGGUCCAGGGCCAAGACAGAGCCCACCACCAUCACCACCAUCACCGCUGCCAUAGACGCAGGGAUAAGGACAAAGACAAGAAGCAGAAGUCUCUGGAUAGAGCUGCAUCAGUGCAGCCAUCCAGCACCGUUGAUUCAUUUACCGACCCCUCAGCUGAAGGACUGUCCAGAGAGCGAGCAAGGGAACGGGACCGCAGUCGGCCCCAUGAGAGGAGGCACCACUCCUCAGCAGGAGAGAAGCAGCGCUACUAUUCCUGUGAGCGUUACGGCAGCAGGGAGCAGAGCCACACCAAGUCAGCUGGUCCCAGUCGAUCCACGUCUCCAGGAGAGGGACAGGACUCUGGUUUCCUCAGACAGCAUGGCAGCAGUGUGGUUAAAUCUGGCCACGGGACACUUCCAUCUGGUUCAAGCACACCGGGUCGUGGUCGCAGGCAGCUCCCCCAGACGCCCCUCACCCCUCGUCCCGCUGUGGCCUACAAGACUGCCAACUCCUCCAAUCUCCCAUCCAGUGCCAUCAUGGCUACAACAGGGCACCAGACUCGCUUCAGCCGUGGUCUUUCAGAGCACGAUCGCUUACUCGGAGCCCACGAGGAGUCCCCAAUACCAAUUACUCGAAUUGGGUCUGACCCUAAUUUAAACCGGCAGCAGCAGGACUCGUCUCAGAAGGCUCUCCUUGAUGAGGAGGACUUCCAGGAUGCUGUAAGCAGCCAAGGAGGAGGCCGCUCUGCCAGAACUGCUGCCUCCUCUACAGCCUCCGCAUCUCACCCAACUGCUGCUACACCCGUCACAGCACCCACCACACAGGGCCGAGCAGUGGUCAUGCCUAACGGGUACCACUUCACUCUUGGGGUCAACUCUUCGUCUGGGCCUGGGAAUAGAGGAGCAGGAAGUCUCAGGGAGAGGGAGGAGGAUGACUGGUGCUAACGUGGCAGAAAAUUUUAGAAAGCCUGCUGUUAGCUAGAAUGGGACAGCUCAUGAGUGCUGCUCAGCGCUCAGGUCAGGAGCUGGUACAACAGGAGGCCAGGCGACUGAUACAGAAGAAAACAUGAUGAGGGAAAGUCAGUGGAAAGCGCUCUGAGAGGGGAUCAGAAAUAAUUACAGCUUUUUAGUGUUACUGUCUUUUUAAUAUAUCAACCACUUUCAAGAAAAAAACACUGACUUUUUCUAACCCCUUUACUUGCACUGGAAUUAGCGCACAUGUGGAGGCCCUCGAGUAUUUUGCCUUGGCCAGUAUAUUCAGUGGAGAAGAAGACAAAAGCCAAAAUCUCCCUGUUGUUUGUGUUUUAGACUGAUGCUCAUCCCCGACAUUGAUAUGACUGCCCACACCACACUUUUUAUUGCUGUAUGUCUUAUUUUGUUACCAAAUUUCUCUCUCUUGCUUUCUCCUGGUUUGUUUCUUUAUAAUGUUGCAGCACAUCUUUACCAGAGCAGAUUAGGAAAGCUUUUUGUUUUUAAUGUAUGUCUUAAAAUUCUGCCAUAACACCCAGUAAACACAAAAGUCAUACAAUGACUUAAGAUAAGAUAAGACUAGAGUUGAGUUUUUAGGAUCCCACUUUUGUAAAAUCUCCCAGAUGUAAUUUUGUGAGAGCACAUAGGGACUAGAACAACUCGUUUUUGACAUUAAGUGGCUAACUACUAAGUGCCUCUUUUACCACAAUGUAUUAAAAUGGAGUCUGACUUUGGGUCAGUGGAGGUUGGGUGUAGCUAAAAAAAAAAGAAGCAAAAGCAAAAACAAAAAAAACGUGGUCAGAACAAAACUUGUGUUUGAAUCUGGGCUGAAAGCAAAAAAUCAAAAACAAAACAAAACAUUUCUUUUGUGAUGAAUCUUUUGGUAGGAAGAUUAAAAUUAGAGAUCCAAAGUGUAGUGCAUGCCAGGGUUGUCAAAAAUAGUGUCUGUACUUUUGCCUGAGGGUGUGUGGUAAGCAUUUGCCUUUCUCUUUCAGAUAUACUGCCAGACAUUUGGUAGAAAACAUUCUCUGAAUGAGGGGAAAAGUGCCAUUUUUUUAUGAUUUUCUGAACAGGAAUCUCAAAUCCAGACAAAUCUGCCUCCUCAAGCAAAUCCCUUCUUGGCCAUAUUUGCCCAAAUUUCACGGGUUUCCUAUCUUCUAAUCUUUCCUCAGACAAAGUAUUGCGUGAGGGUACCUGUGUGCGUAUUUAUAGGUACAAUAAAGAGUUGUGUUGUUGCUGCUGACUGUUGACUUAAAGUAGGGCUAUGCAACAAGACGACACUUCAUCCGCCCUGUAGCUUUACCCUCUGGAAACUCCAGAUUCAGGCUUUAGUGUGACUGUGACCAAAUUUUACAUUCAUGUGUGAAGAGCUGUAAAUUGUAAAUGUAUUAUAUGAUGUACAGUUAACUGACAACACACACUAAAGGCACGUAUGGUAUCCAAGCGGAUAUAAGUGAAUUCACAGGGCAUUUUUGAGGUUGGCAAGUUGACUGCAUGACGCCUACUCAGAUAGAACCACCCAAAAUAUAAAACUGUGUUCUUCUCUUUCCAGACUUGGGUCAAGUUGUAUUUUUAAAUAAUUGUAGUGGUUUUUAAACUUGCUGGGAGAGCCAGAUUCUUCAGAUUGUUAAUGAAGUGGUUUUAUGUCACUCAACAGUGAGACCUGAACCAGACCUGUACCAACUCCUCUGAAUCUUUACCUCUUCCAACUGGGCAGGGUAUAACUCCUCACAGAAUAAGGCUUGCAAUACUCUAUUUUCCUUACAGUCAACAAAUUUCAAACCAAAACUCAGUUCUUUCUGUGCUUUAUUAGCCUGAAGCCCAUUUAUACACCUAGCAAUGGCAACCUUUCUGAAUAGAUAACAAAAUAUAAUUUUAUAAAUUUCAUAUCUUACAUUUUGUGUUUGUAGAGUAUUUUUUUCAAUUAUUUUUUUAAACUUAGUUACUGUAGACUUUAGAAAUGUUUUUCAACUUAAAAACUAGUUGGGUUGGUGCUAGUAAUUUGUUGGCAAACAUUUCCAGCUCUAUAUUGAUCUUUAGAAAGUUAAAAAGUGCAUAUAAAAUGAGCUAAAAUGUAAUCUUAAAACCUUCUUGAAAACUAAUAUUGAAAAAUCUCAGUUGCAGUGACUUUGGAGCUUUCUGAUGAAAAGGAUAACCAGCCUGACAUUUUCUGUUCUGUCAUCUCAUUUUUAUAUUUCACUAUAACUUUUUUUGAAUAUUAAAACAUAUAUAAAUAAUGUAAGAAUAUAUUAAAGAAUAUAUAAAAUGCAGAAUAUUAAUAUUAAAAGAAUCUGGGUUUUUUGUUGGGGGUUUUUUUACUAAUAAAAUGCAGCAAUCUGGUAAUUCUGGUUAUGUGAUGCUGCUUCAUUGUUUAAGCACACUGGGUUAUGAUUGCAGACAUCUCUAACUGAUGCCAUUCUUUUACCUCUGUGGACUAAAAAUGCCAAUUUAUCUUCCAGUAUCACUUUUGCUACAUUAGGGCACCAAUCUCUCUUUAACUGUUCAUUUUUAGAGCAUGGUCACUUAUUAAAAUUAUCUAAAAUUAAGGCAUUAAAAUUUCUUCAAUCAGUCCUUUAAAAGUGUUAAAAAUACUAGAUGUCAGAGAUAUUAUUUUCUGUAUCGUAUGGUUAGCCAAAAUGCUCAUGAGUAGCUUGAUCUGCUAGCUGACAAUAGGAUUGUGAAGUGUAAAUUAAAUGAAAACUGAAUUUCAGCCAAAAUUUUGUGGGAUUAAUGAAACUGGUACUACAACUCUACACAAGGCCUGGUGUAUUUUGUAUUUCGAUAUGAAUUGCAGCAGUGAAAACCAACAUGAGGUCCAGUACAAGCAUUUCUAACAGGCUAGCUUACAUGUCUUAGUUUGCUGGUGAUGCUAAUAACGAAAGGGUUUUUUAAUGUUCAAUUAGAGCCUCAACUAAACCACAUAAACUGAUCCCAAAAAACACAUGAAUUAUUUUUCUUUUUCCUAAAUUUUGUUCUUGUUAAAUGAAUCCUAUAUUUUAUUCUGAGUCACAUCUAGCAAAGGUUAAAAUCUAACUUAAGAUGUAGGGCCAGUGCUUUAUUUUGAUUUAUCUACAUGCAACUUAAGCGCGUUUAAACAUGAGAGGUCAAUAAAGGAAUAUGUAAUAUAUAAACCAUACUAUAUAAUCCAGUUAACUUACAGUAUCAAAAAUAUUGGUCCUUACCUACAGAAUCUACACAUUCAUAAAUAUCCUAAGAAAAGUCACUGAAAACUGUUAUUUUGUCACAAAUUCGAGUAUUAAAAUUAUUGGAUAGUAAGAUAGUGCUUGUGGGACUUGAACUGGUGUUUAUGUUCCAUUGUAGUGAAGGAAAGUGUCACCCAGUGCAAGCGUGUGGUUCACUAAUGAAUUUUAAAUUGUUUCCUUGCAGCAGUUUUGAAUACACAGAGAAUACUUAAAUCCACUCUUUGUUUAGUUCUUUUACUGGCUUCUAAAUAGGAAUAAUGCAGAACAUGGCCAGCCCUAUCCUUUAAAGUACAUAGCUGAAAGAGUUCUCUUUAAUGACAGCCUGCUGCUUAAAUGUACACUGCUAUACAUUAGGUUGUAAAGCUUUGAAAAUAGGCAAGAAUUUGUUUCUUAUACCAACCAUGGAGGUGAUGAUUAUAGUCCUUGUUAUCUGAUAUCUCAAAAACCUCUCGCUUUUAUUAUAGUACAAAACCUCUGUGCCUAUUUUGUUCUGGCAAGUUUAUAAACAUGCAAAUUAUUUGCAAAUAUUCUAACCCGGUCUGAUUUUAUCCAAAUACAGUUUUAAUUUUUUUCUCUUAAUUGUGCAACCAAUAGAUUGCAAUCUAUUUGAUGGAUCUCACGGGAUUUUAGACCAUAAAGGUGUGACUCUGUUCUUCAUCGGGGCAACAAUAGAUUGCUUGUUGUCUCAUUGCAAGUUGCUAUAUUGGGGCAGAGAUUUGUGUUUAUGUCAAAGACCUUAUUUUCAAACCUCCAGUGAGCCCUACGUAACCAGGGUGCCAAGUUUUCCCCUUCCAGUUUUCUAAAGCUCCCCUCCCACCCCCCUCUGGACAUGUCCUCUUUGCAUGUUCUCAAAAGAAAAUGUGCAUGUGCUAAAAAAAAGAAACAAAGAUAAUAAUAAUAGAAGUAUUGUUUGGCUUCAUUAUGUCCAUGAUUUGUACAAUUCGUUCCUUGGUUGUAUUUUCUGAUUAUCUAAACAAACGAUGUAUCGGUUUCAGGUAAAGAAAAAAAAGAAAACAAGCUUGAAUAACAUUUUCUCACAGAACCACCAAAGUGGAAGCAGAUUAGAGGUUCUGGAGUGGCUGAUCCUUCGCUGCCUGAUCUGUUACUUGACUGUCUCUCCUGCAGUCAUUUGGACUCUACCUAUAGAUUUUGUAUGAAUAUAAGUCAUUGAAUAAA